AUGUUAGUAAGGCUUGUCUGUUUUUUACUUCUUCUUCUUCCCGCCACCAUAACCGCGGCGGACGAUGUUUUCAUGUUCCCGGAAGCCACGUCGUCGGUCCUUCCUGACCCGGCCCGUUUCUUCUCGCCAGACCUCUUGUCAUCCCCUCUGCCCACAAAUUCCUUCUUUCAAAACUUUGUACUAAACAAUGGGAACCAAACAGAAUACAUUCACCCUUACCUCAUCAAACCCGACCUCUCGUCACUUACUAUAUCUUACCCCGAUCAGGUUUCCACCUCUGCCUCUACUUCCCAAACCUUCAGCCCGGAUCUUACCAUAUCCGCUUUGAAUAGCCCCAGCCCGAAUAAUCAAAACCAUGUGGUGUCUUCUUUUAGUCAUCUUAGUGUCACUUUGGAUAUCCAAGAGAGUUUGAAGUUUUUUCUUGUUAGGGGCAGCCCAUACGUGACAUUCAAAACCAUGCAAAGUGUCUCAAUCCAAAUUUCAACCGUUGACACAAUUGUUAGUUUAAUCACAAACCGUGAGCUGACCAAGUUCAAGCUUCAGCUCAAUAAUGGUCAAACAUGGCUUUUUUAUGCUUCCUCACCAAUAACUCUAACCUAUUAUACAUCUAGUAUUAUAUCCCAAGAAUUCUCGGGUGUAUUUCGCAUUGCUAUCCUGUCGGAUCCAAGUCCAGAAACCGAAUCGGUUCUUGACAGGUCCAGUGAAUGCUAUCCUGUUUCGGGUUAUACUGUGCUUAGUGAACCAUCUAGCAUUGGAUACAAUUGGUACAAACAGUGUUGGGGUGAAAAGGCGGAUUUGUUGAUGUUAGCAACCCCUCUUCAUGUUCGUCUCGGGUUUGGUCUUAAGGUGGUUGAUGGUUUUAGAUACAAGAGUAUAGAUGGUGAUCUCGUAGGUGUUGCUGGCGAUUCGUGGGUGUUGAAAUCUAACCCGGUCGCUGUGACUUGGCAUUCAAUCAAAGGAGUUAGGAGUGAGUCCUACCCUCAAAUCAUAGCUGCUCUUGUGAAAGAUGUUGAUGGCUUGGAUUCGAGUAACAUAUCGACUACAUCAUCUUACUUUUAUGGCAAGUUGGUGGCAAGAGCAGCUAGGUUAGCAAUGAUAGCCGAAGAGAUUGGUUACCUUGAUGUUAUCCCAAGGAUCACGACUUAUUUGAAGGCCACGAUCGAGCCAUGGUUAGAUGGAACGUUUCAGGGUAACGGUUUCAUUUAUGACAAAUCUUGGGGUGGGAUUAUAACGAAACAAGGCUCUGCUGAUUCAGGUGCGGAUUUUGGGUUUGGGCUUUACAAUGAUCACCAUUAUCAUAUCGGUUAUUUUGUUUAUGGAAUUGCUGUUUUAGCCAAGAUAGACCCGGAUUGGGGAAUCAAGUAUAAGCCUCAAGCGUACUCUUUGAUGGGAGAUUUCAUGACUUUUGAUAAUGAUAUGGGAGACAUCAUGACUUUCAGUAAUGGUACACGUUCAACGUAUCCGUAUUUGAGAUGUUUCGACACAUGGAAGUUACACUCGGAGGCUUCAGGGUUGAUUGAAUUCGCAGACGGUAGGAAUCAAGAAAGCACAAGUGAAGCCAUCAACGCUUAUUACUCGGCUGCUUUGAUGGGGUCAGCAUAUGGAGACACACAACUUUUUAAUAUGGGAUCGUUGCUUGCGACAAUGGAGAUUGAUGCUGCUAACACAUGGUGGCACAUAAAAGAAAACGGCACAAUAUAUCCUCAAGAUUUCGCAAGUGAAAACAGAAUAACGGGAAUUGUUUGGGCAAACAAAAGAGACAGUGGGCUAUGGUUUGCUCCACCCGAGCAAAAAGAAUGCCGAGUUGGGAUUCAAGUGUUGCCGUUGCUGCCGGUCACGGGAGCUUUGUUUGCUGAUAGAGACUUCGUUAGACAGCUCGUGGAUUGGAGUUCGCCUGCUUUGGAAAGAGGCGGUGUUGGCGAAGGAUGGAAAGCGUUUGUGUACGCGUUGGAAGGGAUUUACGAUCAGGAGGAUGCUCUUGUGAAGGUUACGAGUCUGACUUCUCAUGACGAUGGGAAUUCACUUAGUAAUAUGUUAUGGUGGAUUUUUAGUAGGUACAUGUGA
Molecule: messenger RNA, 2064 nt
Organism: Erigeron canadensis
Lineage: Eukaryota; Viridiplantae; Streptophyta; Magnoliopsida; Asterales; Asteraceae
Product: ascus wall endo-1,3(4)-beta-glucanase-like
Exons: 1
Coding region: 1-2064 (687 amino acids)
Molecular function (GO): endo-1,3(4)-beta-glucanase activity
Source: RefSeq, a predicted model, not a curated record